Molecule: messenger RNA, 1083 nt
Organism: Desarmillaria tabescens
Lineage: Eukaryota; Fungi; Basidiomycota; Agaricomycetes; Agaricales; Physalacriaceae
Product: WD40-repeat-containing domain protein
Exons: 8
Coding region: 1-1083 (360 amino acids)
Molecular function (GO): protein binding
Source: RefSeq, a predicted model, not a curated record
AUGCCGACCAAUUAUCAUCUCCAACAAACCCUUCAGUCCUCACAUGCUGCAGUCUUCUGCUUAGCCGUCACUGAAAAGGGAAACUUUCUGGCCAGUGGAGGCUCCGGCGGAACUUGCCUCUGGGAUCUACGAAAUGACAGGCUUUUAAAGCGGCCAAGUGCUGCAGGAUCGCGGGGCAACACCACUGCAAUGAUUUGGAUAAGAAGAGAGGACGACUCUGAUGAAGUGCUCGUGUAUGGAACACUGAACGGCUACAUGGCAUGUUGGAAGCAGGCAAAGAAUACCACUGAUUUCGAAGAGCUAUAUGUUCUGAGGAUGGUGCAUCGAGUUGAUGGGAACAUGCAGUUACAUGGCGUUUUCUCGGUGACCGUCAACAGCUUCAAUCCCAAAGCCGUCCAUUUUCAUGUGAAUGGUGACAGUAGGGAUGUCGUUGUAUUUGGCUGCCAUAACGGGAAAAUCUAUUUCCUCAGAGGCGCUUAUGGGAAUAUCAUGGAGUCAAUUGAUACAGGCGGAAUGAUAUGCCCAAGAGGGAACACAGCUAUGGACUGUGAGAAGGAUGUCUUCUGCCUAGAUGACCCUGCACAAGACGUCGCACUGUACCAGCUGUCAGAUGGAGUAAGGGUCAAAACCUUCCCUAUCGGGGCUACCAAGGUGCCGCGACCUCGACAGGUUGCAUUUGCCGAGAACUGCAGGGCGAUAGUAAGCGGCAGCGACCACGGCAUUGUAUACGUCUUCGAGAGGAGAGACUCGAAUGUGCACCAGUUGGACACAGGCACGGAGGACCACAUUCAAACUGUCACGGCAGCAAACAUUGAUGGCAUUUCUACCAUCAUUGCCACGUGCUCGAGAGACAUCGGAAAGCCGAGUAGGAUCUUCAUCUGGACGAACUCAGGUCAGCCGGUGGCAGAGAAAGCUACAAUGGAGAGCUGGCUCACCUGGAAAUAUAUUCAAACCAUAUGCAUCAUCCUGCUAGCUAUGAGCUUCCUCUAUCAGCAUUUUACGCUGUUACGAACACUGCAACAGCGAAAAGCCAGUCUAACAGACGAAGGAGCGGAUAGUCGUCGUUUCAUGGAAAGAAAGUAA